This is a messenger RNA of Aspergillus wentii DTO 134E9, 787 nucleotides long. Its product is annotated as 3CxxC-type zinc finger protein. Lineage: Eukaryota; Fungi; Ascomycota; Eurotiomycetes; Eurotiales; Aspergillaceae. The transcript has 2 exons. The record is from RefSeq and is a predicted model, not a curated record. The coding region runs from base 195 to 701 and encodes 168 amino acids.
AGCAUGCUGGUCAGAUCUGCCUUGAGUGAGUUAUACCCCUCUCACUGGGUUGAUUUUCUAUAUAAGUUCCUCGUUUCCCCCAGAAAACCAUCUACUUAGCUCUUUAUCCAAGGCUUGUACAAGCAACGUUUCUUUGUAUUUCUGACUGUCCCAUCACCAAAUUUCCUUUUUUCUAUUACUAUUUAUCACUCAACAUGCCCCCCAGAGGACGAAAGCCGGUUGAAAAAUGGUCCAUGUACCCAGCACUCCACGACGACGUCUGUCGCCUACUAGACGAAGAAGACCUCACUCUCGACUUCUACACAAUCGACGAAGAUGACGGUUGCACCGAAGACCGCGACACGAACAUUAUGGGCCGAUUUAUAUGCCACAACAGCGCCUGUAAAUCGAGCGGAUGGUCGAGCAAGAAAAUCGCCAUCACAAUACGCAUGUACCCCGGACAGAGGUACAAUGCAAGAGUAUACCACCAACGCUGCAAGAGCUGCAAAAGUCUCAGUCGACCUAUUCUGGAUAGUUCUUAUGCGGAACGAGUCACGUACUGGGUUAAGAAGUGGAAUGGGAUUGAGGUGGAGAGGCCGACUACAUUUAGUGAGAGCAGAGGUCCGCAUAAUAGUCGACUGUGUGAGGGAUGCAAGGCUGGUCAUUGCAGUGAGUUGAGACGCGAGAAUUUGGUUACAGUAAUGAGCAGGUUGGCUAUCUAGAUCUGGUAAACAUAUCAGGAUGGAUGAGCAUUUUGAAAUCACAGUUUAUACGAACUGGGAUAAUGCUGAAUGCCGUUUUAUUGUUA